This is a messenger RNA of Bolinopsis microptera, 2920 nucleotides long. RefSeq names its product major vault protein-like. Lineage: Eukaryota; Metazoa; Ctenophora; Tentaculata; Lobata; Bolinopsidae. The record is from RefSeq and is a predicted model, not a curated record. Gene Ontology annotation, cellular component: nucleus; cytoplasm.
CACUACUAUAUAACAAAUAAUUUGAGUGUAGGCAGAAUCAUGGCAGGACGAGGAAGCAAAGCAGGGGCUAGUGACGACACUGUCAUCAGGAUCCCACCUCACUUUUAUAUACAUGUGCUGGAUCUCAAAUCCAAUGUUACCAAACCUAUAAUCGGACCUGAGACCUUCGUCAGACAGGAUAACGAGAAAGUGGUAGAUGGACCCACUAAGAUGGUGAUAAUCCCACCAAACCACUACUGUGUAGUUGCUAACCCUGUUAUGAGAGAUGAGGAGGGAGAGGUUCAGUUUGAUCAGUACGGACAGGCUAAACUACUACACGCAGACCAAGAAGUACGUCUCACUCAAGAGCCCUUCCCUUUGUACCCCGGAGAGUCCAUGGAGACCAAGGUAACCAAACUGCGCGCUGUUCCGACCAACACAGCACUCCGCCUGCGCGCUAUCGCAGACUUCUCAGACUCUGACGGAACUAAGAGAUGGGCUCACGAUGAGUGGCUCUUUACUGGACCUGGAACAUACAUACCCCACAAGAACGUGGAGGUUGUUGAGACGAUCAGAGCGAGCAUCAUCAGUCCCAACCAGGCUCUCAGACUCAGGGCUCUCAAGGCAUGCAAGGACCAGGGAGGAAAGGAUCGAGUGUGUGGGGAGGAGUGGCUGAUCAACAAGACUGGAGCGUACCUACCAGGUGCGUACGAGCAAGUUGUCGGGUUUAUCUCCGCAUACGUUUUGACAGAGAACAUUGCGCUGCACCUGGAGGCCCUGCAGAGUUAUAAGGAUAGGUUUGAUGUGGACAGGAAGAGUGGAGAACAGUGGCUUAUCACCAUCAACGACUCUGAAGCGUUUAUCCCGGACGUGUACGAGAAUGUGAUACAAGUAGUGAACAUCUCCACACUGACUAACAGACAAUACUGUGUCAUACUCGACCCAAUGGGAGAGGACGGUAAGAACAAGUUGGGACAGAGGAAACUGAUAAAAGGAGAGAAGAGUUUCUUCUUGCAGCCAGGAGAGAGACUUGAGGCUGUACAGGACGUUCAUAUUCUGGGGGAGGAUGAGGCUAUCAUCAUCAAGGCAGUGCUCGCUUUCAAGGACAAUGGUGUAGACAGAGCUCCAGGCAACAUGUGGAUGAUACGAGGACCCUGCGAGUUUAUUCCCACAGUAGAGAUGGAGAUAAUAGACAGGAGGAAAGCAAUGCCCCUGGAUGAGAACGAGGGUAUAUACGUGAGGGACAUGAAAACUGGAAAGGUGAGAGCAGUAGUUGGACAGACUUAUGUGCUGAACCAAGAUGAGGAACUGUGGGAUAAACCUCUACCAGAACAAAUAGAGAAACUUCUGAACGCAGAAAUUGAUCCUCUAGCUGACAGGACCGCUCGGGCACACAACAAGGAAACUAAAGGAAGACUGAAAAGCAAGGUCGUUAGCUACAGAGUACCGCAUAAUGCAGCUGCUCAGAUCUACGACUACAAGGCUAAGAAGGCCAGGGUUGUGUUUGGACCUGAUCUGGUAAUGUUGGCUCCAGAUGAGCACUUCACCCAACUCUCCCUAUCCGGAGGUAAACCAAAACGUCCCAACUGUAUCCGAUCUCUGUGUCUCCUGCUGGGACCCGACUUUAUGACUGAUAUCAUAACUGUAGAGACUAGUGACCACGCCCGACUUGCUCUGCAACUCUCUUACAAUUGGCACUUUGAGCUAUCUAAGGACAAUGCUGAGAACGCUGCAGCGCUCUUCGCUGUACCUGACUUCGUGGGAGACUCGUGUAAAGCGCUCGCUUCUAGGAUCAGAGGGGCUGUGGCGGCCGUGCCUUUUGAUGACUUCCACAGGAACUCUGCUCGAAUCAUCAGAACAUCUGUCUUUGGACUGGAUGAGAAUAUGAAGGUGAAGGACAGCUUCAAGUUCACUGCAAACAAACUAGUAAUAACGAACGUGGAUAUCCAGUCAGUGGAACCCGUUGACCAGAGAACCCGAGAUUCCCUCCAGAAAUCCGUACAGUUGGCUAUUGAGAUCACUACUAAUUCCCAGGAGGCUUCUGCUAGACAUGAAGCUGAACGUCUUGAGCAGGGUGCUAAAGGUAAGCUGGAAAGACAAAAGAUUCACGACGAGGCAGAGGCUGAGAAAGCCAGGACUGAAUUGUUGAAACUGCAGUCCCUGUCAGCGGCUGUGGAGAGUACUGGUCAAGCCAAGGCAGAGGCAUUGUCUCGUGCUGAAUCCCUGAAGAUUGAGGGUCAGGCUGCUGUCGAGCAGGCUCAACUCAAGGCAGAGGCUCAGAACAUUGAAGCAGAAAACGAGCUGAGGAGAAUUAACGACGCCCGUAAAGGAGAACUGGAGUACAUCAGCUCCACCAACGGUCUUGAGAUAUCAAAAGCGCAGAAGAUGGCUGAGAUUGAGACAGGCAAAUUCCAGAACAUGGUUACCACCCUUGGUCCUGAAAACAUUGCCAGGAUUGCUACCUCUGGUCAUGACAACCAGUUGGCGAUGUUGCAAGCCCUGGGACUACAGUCUACACUCAUCACUGACGGUUCAACUCCUCUCAACCUCUUCAACACUGCUAAAGGACUCGUUGGUGCACUGCCUCCUCCACAGCAUUAGCUGAGGAAAUGAGAAAUCUUGGGAUAAAAACGGACAUUUUCAAGCUGUUGACAGCGUCAAGAAACGCUUUAUUUUUCACAUAACAUUCAAGUAUAUAAACUCAGUAUGUUUGAGAUUUAUUAAUAAUAAACCUUCGUUAAGGAAGUAUGUAUUUCAGUUUUUUUGUGGAUGAUUUUAUAGUGUUUUAGAGUAGUCAGUUUAAUGUGAAAAAAUUUAAAAUGUAUAUUACAUAUUAUUAUUAUUACAUAUUAUUAUGCUAGUUUUUCGCACAAUGUGUCAAUGAUAAUGAAUUUCGCAUCUUGUUAGAAACUUUAAAAGAAUGAUUGCUCGUUUAACAAAA